GAGAUUGGAAAAGCUUUCAAUGUAAGUUUCUACCCAACUUCAGACUGUAAUCUAGUUUUAUAUUGUAUCUUGAAUCAGUUAUGUUUACUAAACUUGUUGAACUUAAACACGUCAUAUGACUUUAGACUUAUCAAACGUAUUUAUAACCAACAGUUCAAUUUCAAAGCGUGACCUAUUAACUUAAUGUGAGCGAUCUGACAUCAAAAAACAGUAUUUUUUUUAUAUUGUGGUAUAAAUUCGGGAGAGACCAAACUUUAGAAAAAGUUUCAGUUUCCGUUUAACUUUCAAUAAAACUAAAAACGUUGAUUUAACAUUUCUUUCUGUGUUCAUGUAAACUUGAAUUAUUUGGCAUACCUCAUUUUUAUCGAAAUAUAAUAUUUCAUGUGUUUACUUACGUCUUCAGUGACCUUUUUAUCCCAUGUUCCCAUUGUGUCAAGGUCAUAAGAAACGUUUAGGGUUUCGGCGUAAGCGAGCUACCACGAUCAAUGUCCAUCGAAGUGAAGAAAUUGCCCCGCGGGAGUGUCGCCAUCUGGUCAACCAAGUUAGUAGUGUCUCGUCAGACGGAGAAGGAAGUUUAAGUAGCGACAGCACUGCGUGGUUCCCAUCUCUCAGACUGACACCAGAUGGAGAGUACUCACACUUUGUGGAAGGACUAGGACCAGGUCAGCUUGUUGGUCGACAAGCGCUGGCUUCCCCAAGCUUAGGAGAUAUUCAGCUUAGCCUUUGUGAUCGGAAAGGGAACCUUGAGAUCGAGGUUAUACGUGCAAGAGAAUUGCAGCCAAGAGUAGGAGCUAAACUGUUACCAGCACCAUACGUCAAAGUCUAUUUAGUUCAUGGACGAAAGUGCAUCGCGAAGGCAAGAACCUCAAUAGCCAGAAGAACCUUAGAUCCUCUUUAUCAGCAACAGUUGGUCUUCCAUGAAGAUUACCGAGGAUGUAUCUUACAGGUAAAAUUCAUUCCUGAUGUAACUCUUCUUCCGAUUAAUUUAUCGUUACUGAAACUCCUUAUGGUUUAA
Molecule: messenger RNA, 1015 nt
Organism: Limulus polyphemus (Atlantic horseshoe crab)
Lineage: Eukaryota; Metazoa; Arthropoda; Merostomata; Xiphosura; Limulidae
Product: regulating synaptic membrane exocytosis protein 3-like
Exons: 3
Coding region: 419-1015 (198 amino acids)
Biological process (GO): positive regulation of synaptic transmission; regulation of membrane potential; calcium ion-regulated exocytosis of neurotransmitter
Cellular component (GO): cytoskeleton of presynaptic active zone; presynaptic membrane
Molecular function (GO): transmembrane transporter binding; small GTPase binding
Source: RefSeq, a predicted model, not a curated record